Messenger RNA from Raphanus sativus (radish), 753 nucleotides. RefSeq lists its product as uncharacterized. Bases 1 to 753 code for a protein of 250 amino acids. NCBI's taxonomy places the organism in Eukaryota, Viridiplantae, Streptophyta, Magnoliopsida, Brassicales, Brassicaceae. The transcript has 2 exons. The record is from RefSeq and is a predicted model, not a curated record.
AUGUACCCCUGCAUGUACGCUGAUAGAGAAACGUAUGUAAAAAACAAUAGACAGAAGGACGAUCACUACUGUUACCCAUGUGUAAUCUAUUCUGCUCUGAAAUUUGCUUCGAAGAAGGGCAUCCCUCUAGCCAAUGAGGACGAGACGAAUGAUAAUGAUUUCUCUUGCAAGGUCGAAAGGAGACUUCAAGCUGGAGAACAGACUUUGAAGAUCAAAGAGGUCUAUCAUUAUGAGACUCUAAAGGAAGCUCUCAAACGCCUGAAGACACAUAUUGUCUGUGCAAUUCUACUUUGCUACGCGGGCUGGGCAGAUGGGGGCCUGUACACAGGACCAAAAGAAAGAGCAUGUUUGCAAGGUCAUCACGAAGUUGUUAUGGUUGCAUGUGUGAUGUUUCAAGGCAAAAUGGUGAUUAAAUGUAAAUCGAGCAAUGGGACAGACGUUGGAAAUGAUGGUUAUAUAUACGUGGAUCCCGAGGUGUAUUUCAUCGAGAUUGCUUCUUCAAGGAAGAGAUAUCAUGAAUCCUCUUGUAGGAUAAAGCCUACUCCUCUCCUCUUUGACUUCUACUCUCUUGAUAUGGAUACAGGUCCACAUGGGGUGAAAUUCUCAGAAGAAGAGUUCAAUGGACAAAAGAUGGCAAACGAAAAGUUUAAAGUGCAUUUUCAAAUUACCCCUGAAGGAGGUCCAUGUGGGAUGUGUUACACAGCUGAUGAUGCUGGGAUAUCAAGACUCUGUUUCACCUAUGGAUUUUUUUGA